Messenger RNA from Arctia plantaginis, 5172 nucleotides. The record is from the annotation of a GenBank genome assembly. Lineage: Eukaryota; Metazoa; Arthropoda; Insecta; Lepidoptera; Erebidae.
AUGAGGCUUUAUUUAAUUCCAAGAAUCCCGUAUAGAAAACUGGGGUUGGAGUUGGUACCUCGUCGGGGCGCGGAGGCGGUGGAUCCUGAAGAUAUGAGCUUAGUGGAGCUUUAUAGAGUACAUGUCGAAAGCGCAGAAAGGGCAGCCGCGUGGCGAGGGACUCUGCGGCGCGCAGGGGGUUCUGGCAGCAGUUUUAACUCUGGCACCUUAACAAAUAGUUCUUCCCUCACGUCUAGUGCUGCCCAGUCUCACCACCUUAUGUGCAGCAUGAGAGACUUCGGACAUACCGCGGGUGGCGAUGAAGCGGAGUUAUUAUUGUGGCUUCACGAUGCAAGAAGGGCUCAACCACUCUCUGAAAGAUUCAGGAUACGGAUAGCAAGAGAUGGAUUCUCGAAUUAUGUAGAUCGAUUACAUGCUAAUAGUACAUUGUUCGCGGAUCUUUCUACUACAGAUCUAACUCGAGAACUAUGGUUAGUCGCGUGGGUAAUACGUGUUGGACGUUGGGCGGGUGCGGGAAGUAGCGGAACCGGCACAGGCGAACGGAAAGGCCCCGUGGCGAGAAGACCUUUAGGUGCAGGCGUUUUAUCUCUGUCGGAGUUCCUUAGACAACCUGGCCAACAUCCCGCUGAAAAGGAAUACACCUUUAAAGUGUACCAAUGUGAAGAAAAAGACUUUCACCAGUUACAUGACAUGCUAAUAAGAAAGCAGACGAAUAAGUGCAAUAUAUUACCAGGACAACCUAAUUACGGUAUUGUAGUCGCCCUGCGCCUUCUAUCAAACGCAGGGAGUAUAACUGAAGCAGUAGCGUCCGGUGCUACAGUUACGGCAAAGAGAGGAUUCCCAGAUGUUAUAAUGCCGGGGGACGUACGCAACGACCUCUAUCUGACGUUAGAGAAAGCUGAGUUCGAGAGAGGCGGCAAGAGUACGGCGAAGAAUGUAUUGGCUACUGUCACUGUACACGAUAGUACGGGACAGGUUAUAAAUGAAUGCGUUUGGGGAGCGAGUGGUACAGGAUGCACGUCAUACGAGUCGCUAGUGCUGUACCACAACAACAGUCCCGCUUGGAACGAACACCUACGCCUUACCGUGCCUCUGGAAACUUUCACUAACGCACACGUCAGACUCGAGUUCAGACACUGCUCAUCGAGAGACAAAACUGAAAGAAAGCUGUUUGGGUUCGCAUUCGCACGACUAAUGGAGGCGAGUGGAGCAACGUUACGAGACGGUGCUCAUGAACUAUAUGUCUACAAAUGUGACGAUCCUACCAAAUUAACUUCAGCGAGUUACUUGUCACUUCCUUCCUGUGUCAAUGAUGGUCGCAUUCUUGCUUCCAAUGGCAUCGUGCCAACUUUCCAAAGAAGUUCCAAAGAGAAUUGUACUAUUAGUACACUGUUAUGUUCUACUAAAUUAACUCAAAAUGAGGACCUCCUAGCUUUAUUACAAUGGCGCGCGCACCCACAGAAAGUUCAAGAGACGUUAUUACGAGUCUUGAGAUUGGGUGACGGGCUCAGCUGUGAAGAGUUAAUCAAGUUCCUAAGAGACGUACUGGAUGCGUUAUUUGCUUUGUUUUCGACGGAAGAUGGGAAUAGCACUCCACACUCCGGCACAGUGUUUCUAGUUCUCAUAUCGAUAUGCAGCUUACUCGAUGAGCCUCGCUUCCAACAUUUCCGGCCCGUACUCGAUGUUUAUAUUGAGGAACAUUUUUCAGCAGCACUGGUUUAUAAGGGUCUGUUAUCUUCUGUCCAACACUGCGCUGAAUGGGCUGCGAGUGCCGAAGGUCAAGAAGCAAUCCGCAAAUGUCUCCGCUCCCUUGGCGCGGUAUUUCGUCUCGCCGUUCGAUCAAGAAGUCUGUUUGCAAGAGCGACUGGCGGUCAGUACGAAGACAGUUUUAGAAGAGAUGUUAGGGCUGCGUUACAUGCUUUGAAGACAUUUGCGCAACAUCCCUAUAAAGAACAUUUGGCGCCGGCGCAGGUGGCGCUGAUGUCGUCGUGGGCGGAGGUGACGCGCGAGGUGUGCGCGGCGCUGGGCGCGGGCGAGGCGGCGCGCGCGGCGGCGCACGUGCUGGACGCGCCGCACCACCCGCACCACCACCCGCCGCUCGCGCGCGCGCGGCUCCGCGCCGCCAGGGACAUCCUGCAGGGGCCGCUCGGCGAGGACCCCGAGGCAAGAAACAUAAUCCUUACGACGACCUGCCAUCAUCUUCGUAUACACCUCGCCCGUCGUGACGAACUCGCUCAAUGCGCGGAAAUAAUAGGAGAACUCGUCACUCUGCUGUGGAAGAAACAAGACAACGACAGUCCGAUCGAUGAUGAUGAAUUGGAUCCAGAUGUAGACGUCCUAUGUUUGAAUACUCUGGAUGUGUUGGUUGAAACCGUACUCCAUUUAAUUGGAGGAAAUUCGCCAGUGCUUGGUUCCAUGGUGGCAGGUCUACUCGGCGUGAUGGAGUUGUUAAAGCCGGUCCAUUACCAGCGAUUAUGGAGCCAUUUAGCGCCUCAUCCGCACGACCGCAAACCGCUCAAAGACUUCCUCAUGCGAGCCUUCCUGGUCUUUAGACACCUUAUAGAACAAGACGUAUUUCCAACUGACUGGAUGGUGUUACGAGUCCAAAGUUGUAAAGUAUUAUUAUCUGCCCUUCAAGAUCUAGCCCAGCCGUUACUAGAGCGGUUCUUGGGUGAUGAACCACCUCAAUUUGAUUCCCAGCUGUGGUCGGGCUACAUGGAGUUGGGCGUGGCGCUGGUGACGUCGAGCGCGUUGCAGCCCGAGCGUUGGGCGGGCCGCGGGCCCGACCGACCGCGCAUGCGCGCCGCCGCGGGCAUGCGCGUACUCGCUACUUGGAACAGGCUCGGUCCGGCCCAGCUGCACCUGGUGCCGGGCGCGGUGGGCGCGCUGCUGGAGAUAACGCUGGUGAGCGAGCUGCGGCGCGCGGCGCUGGGCGCGCUGGUGGCGCUCAUGGCGGCCGAGCGCGCGCACACGGGCGAGGCGCGCCGCACCGAGGCCGCGCUCGUCGACAAGCUCGACUCGCUCGUGGCCGACAACAAGGCCGACGACCACUACAGGCGACUCUUCGAUACUGUGUUGAUGGAACGUGUCUCAACGGAAGGAUGGCGAGAAGCGGGCGCAGCCUUCGUGGCCUGCGUGACUCGGCUGCUAGAGAGGCUGUUAGACUACAGAGCUGUGAUGCAGGGAGCUGAACAUAGAGAUAAGAGGAUGGCGGCUACUGUCAAUUUACUAAACUUCUACAAAAACGAGAUCGAUCGUAAAGAGAUGUAUUUACGUUAUGUGUACAAAUUACAUGAUUUGCAUAUUGCGUCCGAUAACUUUGUGGAAGCUGGUUGUACACUUUUGCUGUACUCAGAAACGUUAUGUUGGGAGAGUGAUCUGGUGGGCGUGGACCCAGAACACCCAGAGACGCCAGAAUGGAAACGGAAAGAGGCUAUAUACAACCAAGUGUUGCAGUAUUUUGACCGAGGAAAGUGUUGGGAGAAAGGACUGCCGCUACUUCGCGAGCUAGCUACCUUAUACGAAGUAAAACUGUGUGACUAUCCGCGUCUAUCUCACUGCCUGCGAACACACGCCACGUUCUUGGAUUCUGUCAUGGAGCAGCUCAGGCCAGAACCUGAAUACUUCAGGGUCGGCUUCUACGGAAAAGGGUGUCCAUUAUUUGUUAGAAACAAACAAUUUGUGUAUCGUGGUCACGACUACGAGCGGAUCGGUGCGUUUACACAAAGACUUCAGGCGGAAUAUGUUGCAGCGCACAUACUUAUGCGGAAUACACCGCCCGACGAUUCGAUUAUUGCUAACGACGGACAGUACAUACAAAUCUGCAAUGUAAAACCAGUACCGUCUCGGCGCUCUUGGCCGUCGGGUACUCCAGAACAAGUGAAACGUUUCUACGCGUGCAAUGACGUAGAUACCUUUUUGUGCGACCGACCCUUACAUAAACCACCUAUCGAUAAAGAUAAUGAAUUCAAGAGUUUAUGGAUCGAAAGAACUACGUUAGUCACAGAAACCACUUUACCUGGGAUACUGCGAUGGUCUGAGGUUGUGUCUCGUUCCGUAGAAGAAAUACCACCCGUAGAAUACGCCUGUGAAACGAUGGAAUCGACGGAACGGGAACUGCGCAGUCUGAUCUCCCAGUACACGGCCGACCCGACCCUGAACAUCAACCCGUUCUCCAUGAGGCUACAGGGGACGAUCGACGCGAACGUGCAGGGCGGGAUCACGAAGUACGAGCAAGCCUUCCUGACGCCGGAGUUCGCGCGGAGCGCGGCGCCUCGCGAGGCGGCGGCGGCGGCGCGGCUGCGGCGCCUCGUGGCCUCGCAGUGCGCCGUCGUGGACGCGGGGCUGGCGCUGCACGCGCGCCUCGCGCCCGACGACGUCAAGCCGCUGCACAGGCGGCUCGUCGAAAGAUUCAACCAACUUCGUCAAAACCUAGGACCGGGUCUAGCUCGAGCUCGCCGUCAACUAUCUGAGAGCAUCGUGAACACACCAUUACCUCCUGUCCCCGCUCUAGACAAACGAUCACAAAGUAUUCAACAAAACGAUAACUACUACGACGAAGGACACCUUUACGAUAAACCGCAAUCAAUUGAAGACCCGACUGAUCAGCAAAGUAUAAUGUCGUGUAGCUUACCUGUCGAUAAUCGCGAUUGUCCUGAUGAUAUUUCUAUGAUCAAGUCGGCGCCACCUUUACCGACAAGACCCAAGUCUGGAGACCCCAGAAGUCCCACGAGACCGCCAUUAGACAAAUAUCGAGACUCCAUGGACGGUGAGUUCAUAGACUCGUGUCGCCACAGUCGCGCUUCGUGGAGCGAGCCCGGGGACGCCCCGCCCUUGCCUCCCCGCGUCUCCGGUGAGAAACGAUCGUGGGUAGACGCACCUCCAGCGAUCCCUCGGCGCGGUACUCGUUCGGUGGACAUGGCAGAUGACGCGAGAGACUCCGGCGUCAGUGUUGACACACACGCGUACACUAACGCUGAUGAUCACAGGCACUUGCAUAAAGAUCUCGAUUUAACAGUAGACUCACUACGGUACGAGGAAAUAAUCUCUAUGAUGUCGGAACCGCUUCGGGUAGACGAAGGUGAGAGACCGCCUCCGAUCCCGCCGAAGGGUCUCGGACAUCACAGCUCUUUCGACUCUGGUCAUCACGAAAACGGUGAAUCGCAUUGUUAA